CACGCGGCCGACGACUGACGAUAACCACGCACACAUAGCACAGAUCGCAAAGAGACCGAGGUUUCUAUCGGUCGCGGUUGAUCGACAGUUUGCAGUCACGAUCGAUUCGAGAAACGUGUCUUCGGGGAAGUUUCCUGAGUGAGUCUCUUCGGGAACCUCUUUGGAAUUUUCGUCGAUUCUAUCCGCAGCACGAAGAUGAGCGAAAAACCGGCUCCCGUCGUCGAUUCGAAGCUGGCGCCCGUCGAAUCUCCCGAAAAAUCAAACGACGUUGUGUGCGAGACGAAAAAAAGCCCCCCGAAAAGAAAAAAGGAGCAAGUGCAGAGCAAGAUACCGAUAGAGAAAACUGAGGAGGUUGCGAAGGAAAUGACAAAAGUACACGAAGUGCAGAAGACGGAACUCCAGAAAAACGUUCAGGACGUCAAUUCUCAAAAUUCCGCGCAGAUUUCUGAAGUAAUAAGAGCAUGCGAAAUGCCAAAAGCAGCAUCGACAAAGGACGUUGAAGAUGAUGUUAAAAAUAAUACGUCAAAAAAUCCCUCUAAGAUUCCCGAAGAGAAUUCUGUCAAGGAUACAAAACCACUUGUAAAUAAGACAAAAAAGAUUCCGGUUGUCGAAAAAACUGACUCUCACACACCUUGGAACGCGGCAGUGCCCAGAACAUGGGCGCCAAUAUCGGCACCUAGUUUGAAAGAGCGUCCUUUAGUCCUGACAACGCAUCUUGUGCCCUCAAUGCCAAUUGGACUCUUCGAAAUACUCGUGGAAAUCGUCGAAGUCGUUACGAAGAAGCCGGUUGUCCUGUUGCACGAACCUAGAAUCGGUCGACCAGUCGCAAAGGAUAUUGCUGACAUAGCUAUCUUACCAGCGAGCGAGGAUUGGAAAGACGGAGUCCUCUUACCCGCCAGCUUCGUUUUCAAGCAUUAUCUGAAUAAGAGCAAAUCGCCCUGCGUUUACGCCGACGUAAUCGUCGCGGCUGAUCGUGCUCCGCAUGUCGAGGACAUUAUGGACUUGCGAGGACACAGAUGCGCUGUUCCGGACAGACGUAAUCAAGUCAGCGCUGCCGGGUUGCUCUUCAAUUAUUUGCGCACAAAAGGCGAGAAUCCGGCGUUCUUCGGCAAUACACUCGAUGCCAGCUCGCAACUCGCCGUAUUGCAGAUGGUUGCCGGCAAGCAGGCAGAAGUGGGCAUCUUGGAAGCACCGGUGAUCGGAUGCCACAAGUUCACUGUAUCCGGCGCAGAGUUUCUUCACAUCCUCACCAGUUUAGGACCUUUGCCGCCUUAUCGCAUUAUGCUCAACAAAGCAUUGGCGGAUAAACUCGCCAAAGAGAUCGCAACUUAUCUGUUAAGUAUAAAUCAGCACAAAGAAUGGAUGGAUAGAUUAUCGUCCUUCGGCGUCAUCGGUUUUGCCGAGAACUCCACGGAUUACUACAAUCUGAACGAUGUGAAAUCCGUGCUUACUAGCGUACCCUAUUAUUAAACUUUGUGUUAUUUACUGUUCACUCUUUUAUUAUAUCUCAUAUGAGUUUUAUCAACAUUUAUAUAUAUUUGUUAAUACGUUCUCUCUACAAAGAAUGUGAUUGUUUUAUUGAAUAAAUACAAUUUGUAAAUUUA
Pseudomyrmex gracilis is the source of this 1604-nucleotide messenger RNA. RefSeq lists its product as uncharacterized. The record is from RefSeq and is a predicted model, not a curated record. NCBI's taxonomy places the organism in Eukaryota, Metazoa, Arthropoda, Insecta, Hymenoptera, Formicidae. The coding region runs from base 196 to 1470 and encodes 424 amino acids. The transcript has 6 exons.